GCCUUUUAAAACCUUAAAACCCUCGAUACAAAGAAUUAAGCUUUUUUCUAAAACCCUAGAAAACCCUCUUGUUUUCUCAGCUCAGUUCGCAUGGCUUUCGCUUCGGUUUUCCGUAAAUCAGCUAACUCGUUGGCUCCACUCGCGAUUCGACUCACCCGAGUCCAGAGGAACUACCACUCCUCCAUCUUCAGGGCUUUGAACCAUGGGUUACAAUCUCAGAAACCGGCCGUUAACCGUUUUUACCCAAAUAGCUUCCAUUUCUCUACCGCCGUUGCUUCCAAGAAACCCUCUUCUGAUGAGUCUCUUGUCCGAGUUCUUGAGUCCGAGAUUCAAUUUGCUGAGGGUGAUAACUCUGAGCAGGUUGUAGGAACUCCUAGUGGAUUCCCUUUUGAAGUCGAAGAUAACCCUGGGACUCAAACUGUAACAUUGAAAAGAGAAUAUAAUGGUGAGCUCAUAAAAGUUGAUGUUCACAUGCUUGAUCUUAACGAAGACGAGCAAGAUGAAGAUGAAGUUGAAGACAAGGAUGGGGAUAAUACCAAUGCUAGAAUCCCGUUCGUUGUCACCGUUUCGAAGAAAGAUGGUCCGAGUUUGGAGUUCAGUUGCACUGCUUUUCACGAUGGGAUUGGAAUCGACAGUUUGAGUUUUAGAAAUCCCAACCCUGAGGAUGAUGAACUUGCUUAUGAAGGCCCUGAUUUCAAUGAUUUGGAUGAGAAUUUGCAAAAGGGUUUUUACAAAUACUUGGAGGUUAGAGGAAUCAAGCCAAGUACAACAAAUUACUUGCGUGAGUACAUGGCCGAUAAGGAUAACAGAGAGUAUCUUUUAUGGUUGAAAAAUCUCAAGAAAUUUGUUGAAGAAUGAAGGGUUUAUAAUAGUUUCUUAUAUUAUUGUUUAUGAAGAGAAACUAGGAUUAUGAACUGAAAUAACACAAUAUGCAGAUUGUUUUAUAUUAUGGCUCAGAGAUUUUGCUUUGAGUGGGAACAUUGUUUACCUUUUGAAUAAGAAAAAAAGCCAUUUUUGUGGAA
Molecule: messenger RNA, 1022 nt
Organism: Gossypium arboreum
Lineage: Eukaryota; Viridiplantae; Streptophyta; Magnoliopsida; Malvales; Malvaceae
Exons: 3
Coding region: 91-858 (255 amino acids)
Cellular component (GO): mitochondrial matrix
Source: RefSeq, a predicted model, not a curated record